AGGUUCAGUCGUGCUCGCGGAAACGGCACAUCAAGUGCCUCAACGAGAAAACACAUAGGAGCCUUUAGAUUCAUGCUCCAAGGUUCAUAUCACUCCUUGAGAUCUAUAUGAGCCACAUUUGCAUCUUAUCCUAUCUCUUCGACAUCCAAUAAGAGUACAAACCUAUAUUCUCCACACCUGUCUCCCUCAAGCCAAAGGGGCAACUAUUGUCCUCUAUUCUGCCCUGUUCUUCUAUCACACCUUUAAUUGUCGGGAUCACCACGACACGGCAGAACCAUGCCCAAGAGCAGUAAAGUGACUCAGCGCGAGCACAGUAAUGAGCAUGUCACAGAGUCUGUGGCCGACCUCCUGGCACUGGAGGCUCCCAUGGACUACAAGAGCAGCCAGAUGAGCAUGAACAUGGCAGGAGGCGGCGCACCACCCAUAGGCAAGCCAGACAUCUCCCCCGACCUCGAAGACGGUCGCCCUGCCUGGAACAGUAAGCUGCAGUACAUUCUGGCCCAGGUGGGCUUCUCGGUGGGCCUGGGCAACGUGUGGCGUUUCCCUUACCUUUGCCAGAAGAACGGAGGAGGUGCCUACCUUGUUCCAUACUUCAUCCUGCUUAUCCUUAUUGGCAUUCCACUCUUCUUCUUGGAACUGGCAGUUGGCCAGAGGAUCCGUCGAGGAAGCAUUGGAGUGUGGAAUUAUGUUUGUCCACGACUCGGUGGGAUUGGAGUGUCCAGCCUGAUGGUGUGUGGCUUUGUGGGUCUGUACUACAAUGUGAUCAUCGGCUGGAGCAUCUUCUACUUUUUUCAGUCUUUUCAGUAUCCUCUGCCCUGGAGCGACUGUCCCAUCCGAAGGAACGGCAGCCAAGCCAUUGUGGAACCAGAGUGUGAGAAGAGCUCCGCAACCACGUACUUCUGGUACCGCGAGACCCUGAACAUCACCAGCACAAUUGCUGACAGCGGGGGUCUGAACUGGAAGAUGACUCUGUCCCUGCUGGCUGCCUGGAUAAUUGUCUGUCUGGCUGUAAUAAGGGGCAUUCAGUCUUCUGGGAAGGUGAUGUACUUCAGCUCUCUUUUUCCCUAUGUGGUGCUCUUCUGCUUCCUGGUGAGGGGGCUGUUUCUUAAAGGAGCAGUAGAUGGUAUCGCUCACAUGUUCACACCCAAGCUGGAGAUCAUGCUGGAGCCACAAGUGUGGCGUGAGGCUGCCACUCAGGUCUUCUUUGCUCUGGGUCUGGGUUUCGGAGGAGUCAUUGCAUUUUCCAGCUACAACAAGAGAGAUAACAACUGCCAUUUUGAUGCCGUGCUGGUCUCCUUCAUCAACUUCCUGACCUCUAUACUGGCCACACUAGUGGUGUUUGCUGUGCUGGGCUUUAAAGCCAAUAUCAUGAAUGAGAAAUGUGUGGUGGAGAAUGCUGAAAAGAUUCUGGGCUAUUUGAACUCAAAUGUGCUAAGUCAGGAUCUUAUUCCCCCUCAUGUCAACUUCUCCCACCUUACCUCGUCUGACUAUGCUGAGUUGUACGGUGUGAUAAAAAUUGUGAAAGAAGACAGCUUUGAACAGCUGGGGCUGGAGCAGUGUUUGCUGGAGGAUGAACUCAAUAAGUCUGUUCAAGGCACUGGUUUGGCUUUUAUUGCCUUCACAGAGGCCAUGACCCAUUUUCCAGCUUCUCCAUUCUGGUCUGUCAUGUUUUUCUUCAUGUUAAUUAACCUGGGACUGGGCAGCAUGAUUGGCACCAUGACUGGCAUCACCACACCAAUUCUGGAUACCUUCAAAAUCCGCAAGGAGGUUCUCACAGUGGGCUGCUGCAUCAUUGCCUUUUUUUGCGGCCUGUUGUUCGUCCAGCGUUCAGGGAACUACUUUGUCACCAUGUUUGAUGACUACUCUGCUGGUCUGCCACUUACCAUUGUGGUGAUUCUAGAGAAUGUAUCUGUAGCCUGGAUUUAUGGCACCAAGAGGUUCAUGCAGGAUCUGGAGGACAUGCUGGGUUUCAGGCCUUACACUGUAUACUUCUACCUGUGGAAGUACGUGUCUCCAGUGUGCCUGAUCGUACUGAUUUCUGCAUCUGUUGUAGAUAUGGCCAUCAGCCCUCCAGGGUACAAUGCAUGGGUGCAGGAACUGGCCAUGGAGAGGUUUCAGAGUUAUCCUCCUUGGGCUCUAGUGAUGUGUUUCGCUCUCAUUAUUGUAGCCAUGCUUCCUCUUCCACUGGUCUUCCUUGCUCGUCACUUUAACUGGCUCCCUGAUGGCUCCAACAAGCUAUCCGUCUCUUAUCGCAAGAGUCUGGCAAAGGAGGCUUCCACACUGGAAGACGAGACAAGGUUUAUACUUGGGAAGAACCCCAGCGAAGCUCCAUCUCCAAUGCCCAGUCACCGUGCUUAUCUGGGCCCAGGCAGCAGCUCUCCUGUUGAACUCAUCACCAACUCUACCUCUAUCAGUGGAUAUGGCAGCAGUUAUCAGACCAACCCUGCUCCCCCCAAAUCUGAGUCAUGAUCCUUCAACCCAACAACCAGAGACUGAGGAAGAGAAGAGAAGAGAAGAUGGAAACAUGCUGAACAGAUAAGAAGGUCCUAGUGUUAGUUACACCUUAACCCAAGCCAUGCAGAGGAGCAGGAUAACAAGAAAAUGGAAAGAAAUCAGCGAUCCUUCACUAUAUCACACGUACAGUUCAACCUACAGUAAGCAAGGAACAUGCCAUUAUACAGACAACCUCCUCUGUGCCCUUUUAUUCAUUCAGUCUAGAGAUCCUGUUCUUAAGGUGAGAGACCCCAGGGCUUCCAGAUCAGUCACAUAACUGAAUGCAAGGUUGCUUGGUGAGUUAUUUGACUGUAAAUCUGAUAUUCAUACACAGAUCAAUUAAAUCAACCCUUAGAAGGUUAUAAGGAUAGUUCACCCGAAAAUGAAAACAAAUUGUUUAUUCACCCUCAUUUUGUUCCAACCCGAUCUGACUUACUUAUAUUGAAUGCAAAAUGAGGUGUUAGGCAGUGUUAGUAACCAUUCAAUUUUAUUGUAUGAAAUGAAGAUUCAGUGAAAGUGAAUGAUGAUUAAGGAAAAAAACCUAUUUUUGUAUUCCAUAGAAGAAAGAAAGUCUACGGGGAACAACUUGAGGAUGAGUAAUGAUUAAGUGAACUAUCCCUUAAUAUAUUAAUGACUAAAUUGAAGAAAACAUAAUCAACAGAUUAACACCAAGAGAAAAGCUAUUUUUUUUUCCUAACCAGUCAUGGCCGCGACAUGUCAUUGUGAGAAGUUUGGUCUCUGUGACUGAUCUGGGGCCCAGUAAAUGCCAUAGGGGUGGUCACACCCCUUUCUGUGUGUGUUUUGUGAUCGUUCUCGCUCAGGUUAAGGUGUUCCCAAUGCUGCUGAACUCUAGACAUCUUACAGUAUGCAGAAGAUGCCAUACAAGAGCCUCAUUAUCCUACAGGAUUUUUAUUUAAACCCAGAGCUCUAUAAAAUUGAGACAACACAGAGGGUCUUCAGAGAAACCUAAACUUUCACUUAAUGAUAAUGAACCCUCUAAUAGAUAUUUAAGUAUCACUGUUAAGUACAGGCCACCUGACAGUAGAGCAAAUUGAUAGCUGUUAAAAAAAGAAAGCACAUGUUCCUUUUUUCCAAGUGUUCUUGGUUAUGGAGUUUACAGAUUUGCACAACGACAGUUUGUCAUAUUCACAUUGUACCACUGGAUGGCAACAUACAGUAUACUAUGUAUUCGUAAACAACACAUAGUCUCAGUGCAGUAUAUCAAAUAUAUAUAGUGUCAAUGUCAAGUGCAGGCUGUUUUUGCCACUGGAUUAAGCUUCUUUUCUAAGUUUCAUUUUUGGAAAGUUUUAUCUAGAGGUUUUUUUUUAAUUUUUUUUUAUAAAGAAAUCAAGAAAUGUGACUGCCUGAUGAUAGGUGAUAUUUACAGUGCACAGCACAAGAAAUGAAGUGUAGUUUCAGAAUGCAAUAAGAGGUACAGUUUUAGCCAAGUUAGCUACACCAAUUACAAUAGCUCUAACACUAAUAACGCAUUAAUUUAACAGCAACAUUUGCAUAUCUGCAAUGGCAAUAAAGGGGAUUUUGUUGAAUGGCAUUUACUGGCAUUCAUUCUCUCAGCUUUACUUUGCAACCCAGUUCUGUACCAGUUUUUGUUUUCUAUUGACAGUUGCCAUUUCUUGGCAGGUUUUUGGUCUCAAUCCAGUGAUUCCCAAGUUGCUUAUUUGUCUUUAGUUCUUUUUUCGCUUAGUGGAGACUAGUCUAUAUCGCAGAAUAUAUGUAAUAAUACUGUAAUUCCAAAUGACUCCUAAUAGGGGAUGGUACUUAAAACUACUCGUUACUUAGUAACUUAUAUUUAUGCCACAAAACAUUUAAAUGGUUAAGAAGUGCUGUUUGCUUAUUAUUAUUUCCACACAUGACCUCAUUAAUGUGCACAUUCAAGAGAUUGAAAAAAAUAUGUAUAUUUGUCUGCAAUUUCUCAAUUUGUUUUUAGAAAUUGUCUCACACAUUCUAUGAAAAAUAUUAAUGGAAAAAUGUGAUCAAUCAACCUGAAGUGAAAAAGCAGUUGCUUGUCUCUAUAAGGUAAAGUCAAGGAAAAUAAUUGAGCUGGAAGAAUAGGACCAGUUUCCUUAAGGAACCAAAGGUUAGUCCAUCUUGAUUUUGUGUCAUGUAUAGUUGAUUUAUGUGUAGCUUAGAAUGCAAACAGUUAAGACUGCCUAAUGUGAACGAGAAUUGUUGCCCUUUAAUGCUCACUGCCUAAUAAUCUGUAAAUUUAAGCAUCCUCUUCAUUUUAGUUUGGCUUUUGUGCUCUUAAAGGGAAAGUUCUGACAAAAAUUCUAAUUCUGUCAUUUACUCACCCAUGUGUUGUUCCAAAUCUGUCUGACUUUCUUUUGUGGUAAACGAAGAGAGAUAUUUGGCAGAAAAGGUUCAUAGGUGUUUGGAACAACAGGAGGGAGAGUAAUUGUUCAAAUUGUAAUUUUUGGGUGAACUUUCCCUUAUAAAGAUGAUCUGCUCACAAUGAUCUAGUAAGACUAUAUUCAGGGAGCAGCAGAGGGGUGAAAUAGGAGAGAAAACUGUAAAGAAUAGAGGUGGAGAGUGGGAGACAAGUUGUCGGCUAUUUUGAUGUGUAAAACAGCAAACCGUUUGAUCAUCCAGCUGCAUGUAGCUUUCGUGCCUGUCACAAAGACUGUUGAGGUAAAAAUAGACUAGGCUAUUUACCCAGAGGAACCUGUGUCAGAGACGGCAUGGCUACAUGUUAAUGAGUCCUCCUUGAGUGUGUGUGUGGGGUGGGAGGGUUAGAUGUUCUUAUAGCAACAUAGCAACAACUGCAUAUUCACAACAACAAGGGUGAAAUAAUUAAACAGCUACAGCCCCUUUGGCAUGCUCUUGCUCCAAGAUUGAUAGUCAUUGCCAUUCGCUAAAGAGAUUUAGUAUGUUAGAAAUAUUUGAAACCAUCCCACUAGAUAAGAAAUUAUUUAGAAGGACAGACUACACAAAAAUGAAAAAUCUGUCUUCAAUUAAUCACCAUAAUGUUGUUCCAAAACCUUAAGACAUUCUUUCAGAGGAAAGUCAUAUAGGUUUUUAACAACACAAGGGGGAGUAAAUGAUGACAGAAUUUUCAUUUUUGUGUGAUUUAUUUAUUUUACUUAAAAUGCUUGAUCACAUUUGUCACAAAAUGCCAAUUGCAUUUUCUGAUGUGGAAUUCAGUAUGCCUUCAUCAAGCAGUCAGAUGAGAUUAUGGAAAAGAGCACAAUGAUUUAGAACUCAGCGCAGAAUAAUUUCAUCAAGGUCAGGAUUUUAAAUGCACAAUUUGCUGUAGUGUGUCGUUGUUCAGUAAGCAGUAAAGUCAAAACAUAUUAUUGUCACUCCUUCAAUAGCACAGGAUUGUCCACAGGAUGUCACUGUUUACUUUUGAUAAGUAGGUUGAAGGAGCCUCUCAGUAUGCCUGGCCUCUGCACUACCGCUUUCUAAGAUUAACAUUCCCUUAAGCACAGCUGGUGCCUCUCAUUAUCACUUAGACUAUUCUAAAGAUGAGUGUGAAAGAUGUAUUGUUUGUUUUGCUGUUUACAAGUGGCAAUUUUGGAUUGUGCACUUUACCUUUUCUUGUCAAGAGGCCCCAGAAUUUCACCUCAUGAGCACAGUACAACACUGGUAUUGUUUCAAACAUAGGCGAUUCUAGACCCUAUAUACCCCCUAAAAGUCUGUAAUUUUGUGAUCUCUCUCUCUCUCUCUCUUCUCAGCUUACUCCUUAAAGUUGACAAUAUUAAGCUUUUUGCAGGUAUACACAUUUAUGUUUUACAGUUCUCUCCCAGGGAAAAAGACAAAGGAGUAUUAAUGACUCACCUUGCACAGCUCAUUUUGUCCACUUAAAUGCUCUAUAGAAUGUGUAUGUCCCUCCCCAUUUUAAACUUACUUCUGACUUUCAAAAGAAAGUAGCAAAUCAUGUUCAUGGCUGUGACAGAAACUAAAAGCUAUUCUGCCCAGUGAAAUCAUAAUUUAAUGUACAACAAAAUUUGAAUUGGUUUAUUUUUUUUAAAUGUCAGUUGGUCAGAAUUUGAACUCUUAACCUUUUGCACUGAAACCAUGAAAUGUUACUCUGACCCACAACAUCUCAUAUAAGGCUGAAACCCUAGAAUUGCCUCUGGUUUCAACAGCAACCAAGAAGAAAUGGGUAGAGAAGAGGAUAGUACAGCAGCUCACACAUUCAAUUCUACAUCAACAGAUAUUGGGAAAGACUGUGACAAAGAAAAGGAGUUUAAACAGCACUAAUAACUGAUAGGCACACACACACCCACAAAACAUCAGCAGGAGCAAACACAAGCUUAAAGGUGCACCCUGUAAUUUUUUGUUUAUGUUGCACUGGACAGUGCAAAAGUAGUCUUGGACUUUAUACUGACACCAAUCGGUGUGGGUGCACCAUGACGCAAAAGUAAAUGUUUUUGAUUGCAUAUGUCAUCUUAGUAUCUUAUUCACAGCCAUACAGUAUUGUAUGUCACCAAUGCUGGUUAUGUGAUCUCAACAUGGCGGUUCACAUGUGGCGACUCAUCCUAUGUAGAAUAAAACAGUGUUUUUAGAGCACUAAUAAGACUAUAAAUUCAACAUCUCAAGUCAGAUAAUCAUUAUAAUCAUAUUAGUCAAAAGUACUCUUCACUUCUUUGUGUGUAGAUCUAACUUUUUAAUGAGAAAGAAAUUACUGAGUGCACCGUUAAUGGACUGCAUUAGCUCAAAACCAAGCACAACUUUCAACAGCAGAUUUUACAUUGCAUAUUAUGAACAUGCAUUAGGGAGCAUAUAGAGGCAGUUUAAAAUGCUUACUAUGACAUUUUGUUUGGAAGCAAUAAUCAGAUCACUCACUUGACAUUCCAAUGCGAUCAUAAGCACAUGCCUCUUUUUAUAAUGGUCACAGGUAGUGAUAGUGGACUAAAGCAUUUACAAUCAUACAUAUCCUGCUGUGAUGUUAGGCAGUGGUAACUCAUUAAUACAUAAUUGCAAAUGUUCACUGGUAGAAUUACAUGUAGUCACCACAACCUUUACAGAUAUUGAUCAGACUUACUCACUCUGAGGCUAAUUCACUAAGCGUUGUAGACAAUCUGGAAUCAUUUGGCACAAUGCGGCUCAUUUUCAUCUUUCUAUGGGCCUUUUUGUUAACAACGUAGGAAGCACAGACCUGAUUGUGAGAGAGCACCAUGAUUCCUGAGCUAAAGCACUUUUAAUUUGCCCUGAAAACAUGAGUAUAACAUGAUUUUGAGUUCAUUCUAGUGUAAACGCUGAGCCAUAUUUUAGUUGAAUGCAAAUUAUGAAAUGUAUAACAAGCAUCUCUUCCUUUUCAAGAAUGUUGAAUAAUGUUUGUGAGCAAAGUGUUAUACUGUAUAAUUCUGUACAUUGUUAUUCUAAAUAUUAUCUGUAAAUAUCAGUGUACAUUUUGUUAAAUGAAUGGAAAGAAAUCUAUGAAAGGCAAACUGAAAUCUUGUAACACUGAUGUGUAUGAUAUUGUUGUACAGUUAAGACGUUAAAUAUUUUGUACAUUGUGUAUUAGUGUGUACAUGUUGUGUAUGGGGAUAGUGUCUGUUGUAUCUAUUGUGUGAGUGUGUGUGUGUGUGCGUGUUUGUGAAACAAAAGCAGUUUUAUUUUUGCUAUUUAUGUUGUGAGUCCCUUACUUUCCUCUGAUUAACCCCCAGCCGUGAGUUGCUGUUCCUUGGUGAAAUUCACGCACACAUUUGUCUUGUUGAUCAACUGUGUACACACCACAAAGAUUGUUUGUUAAUGCACUUGAACUGAAUUUUUAAUUUAAAUUAUUUUAAUGUAUAUGUUGGUUUAAAUUUGAUUAGACAUCAUCAUUAGUAUCACAAAUAUUAUUGUUUGCUGCUUAUUGGUUUCGUCAAAAGUCAAAAAUGCUCACUCUCUUUUAAGUUUAGUGUGACUAUAUUCAGCGCAUUCAUUGUUAGUAGUGUUAGGUCACUGUAACACACACUUAGCUGGGGCAUUCAACUCUUUGUACCUUGAAUGUAUACAAGUGCAAAGGAGGAAAGGUAAAAAUAGAGUACUUUUGCACUCUGGAAGUGGUAUUUUAAUCAUUAGAAAUAUACUUGAUGUGAAUGUAAACUUAUUUUUAAUUCCCCAAAGUACUGUACCAAUAAUUUGCAAGUAAUUUAGUAAAAAGGACACUGAGGAAAUGUGUACUAUUACUCUUCAUCAAUGUGAAGUCUACACUUGUGUGCUGUACUAGUCUUAGAUUUAUAAGCAAUAUUUCUGCAGGCUUUUACUUUGGUUGGAUGUUGGUUUCACAGUCUAUGAGGCUAAAGGCCGCAUCAGAGCGUUUCACUGCAGAAGAAGAGCAAUGCUCUUAAAUCUUUUGUCAGACCCUAUUCUGUUGGGUGACAGCACAUUCAGAUUACUAGUCACAGUAUACUAUACAAGGACUGUUUUACUGUCUCUUAGUUAAUGUCGUUAAUACGGUACAGUAUUUCUGAUUCACUUGGGGAAAAGCUGAGUUAUAAAUAUUGAAUAUGGACCAUCACAAAAACAAACAAUAAAAAGUUGAA
This is a messenger RNA of Xyrauchen texanus (razorback sucker), 8990 nucleotides long. Its product is annotated as sodium-dependent neutral amino acid transporter SLC6A17-like. The transcript has 12 exons. Gene Ontology annotation, cellular component: plasma membrane; synaptic vesicle. NCBI's taxonomy places the organism in Eukaryota, Metazoa, Chordata, Actinopteri, Cypriniformes, Catostomidae. The coding region runs from base 277 to 2469 and encodes 730 amino acids. Gene Ontology annotation, biological process: L-leucine transport; sodium ion transmembrane transport; alanine transport. The record is from RefSeq and is a predicted model, not a curated record.